Molecule: messenger RNA, 1834 nt
Organism: Paramecium sonneborni
Lineage: Eukaryota; Ciliophora; Oligohymenophorea; Peniculida; Parameciidae
Source: the annotation of a GenBank genome assembly
AUGAUAUCAUAUAGUUAAUAAACAGGAUUGGGAAAUUUAGGGAAUACUUGCUUUAUGAAUAGUGCCAUUCAAAUAUUAUGCAAUACUCCUGGAUUUACAGAUUACAUUUUAAAUGAUAUUUAUUAAUUUGAUAUAAACUUAAUAAAUCCAUUAGGAAGUAGUGGUGAGAUUAUUUAAAGUUUUGCCAGUCUUAUAAAGGAAUUAAAAAGUAAAAAAUAACAAUUUGUCAUUCCGAAUUCAUUUAAAAAAGCUUUUUCCAAAUUUUAUAAUAUUGUAAAGAAUUAAUAUAUAUUAUUAGUAUAAUGGAAAUGAACAACAUGAUGCAGCAGAAUUUCUAUUAUAAUUAUUAGAUGCUAUAAAUGAAGAUGUAAAUUAAAUAAAAAAAAAACCUUAUGUGAUUAUGCCCUCUAGUAAAGGAAGAGAAGACUUAGUCGUGGCAAUAGAAUCUUGGGAUGUUCAUAGUCAGAGAAAUUAAUCUAUUAUUACUUAACUAUUCUAAGCUUAAUUUAAAAGCAAAAUUGAGUGUCCUAAUUGUAAAAAUAUAUCGAUUACGUAUUUUUUAAUUAUUUAUUUAGCUUUGAUCCAUAUAUGAUGAUUUAAUUACCAUUAGCAACAAAAAAAAAUGAAAAAGGGAUUGUUUAUUAUUUAUUAGAUGAUUAAUAAAUGUAAAAAUAAAUGAUUUUAUCUGUCUUUAAAAAUUAUAAUUUUGAAUGGAUUUAAAAUGAAAUUAGGAAUUAAUUGAGAACUUAAGAUCUAGUAUUCAAUUUAUCCAAUAUGUAUGCAAAUUAAGAAAGUAUUUAUUUAUUUUAUUAAAAUUAGUCAGAUCAGAAGAUGAUAUUUAGUAUUUAAAAUAAUAACUUCAACAUUCAAAAUUGCUUGUUAGACCAAUGAAUAUUUAUGAAAUCUAAAUUCCUUAUAACUAUAGAUGUCAUACACUCAUUACCCAUAUGAAUUCAGAAUUUUAAAUUUUAACUGAAAUUAUUACUAUCAUUUUUGAUUUCAGAACUAAAAUUUUUGAAAUCUAUGAUUAUAUUGAAAAAACUUAUGUUUAAAAAUUUUAAUGCUAAUUCGAUUUAUUUUUAGAAUCAAACUCAUAAUAAACAGAAUAACAAUGCUAUUUUUGUCAUAAAACUUAUUGUAAAUUUUGCGAAUUGAAAAAAUGCUAACACAGUUUAAAAUUUUAUAAUAAUUGCAUUUCAUAACCAAAUUUUUAAUUGAAUAUUAUCAUCAAGUGGUAUGGCUAAGGAGUUCCUCUAAUUUUUAAUAAAGAAGUUUCAAAUCUUAAAUUAGAUGAUAAAAAUGAUUAAUUUUCUAUUAAUAAAUCUUCAAUUACAAUUUAUGAUUGUUUAAACUAUUCAUAACAACAAUAAUAAUUAGAUGAAAACAAUUCAUGGUACUGCAAUUAAUGUAAUUAACAUGUAAAAGGAAUUAAAUAGUUAUUAUUAUAUUCAACACCACAAAUAUUAAUAUUCUAACUUAAAAGAUUUAAAUCAUCAGAUGAUAUCAGUUAAAAAAUAAAAAACAAUAUAUUUGUCAAAUUUCCAUAGAUUCUUAAUAUGGCAAAAUAUGUUACAAAUUUGAAAGUAUUUUAUGAAAUAAAUUUUAGCUACCAAAUGAUUAUUUAAAUGGUCAUGAUAUAAAUGAAUUAAAAUAUAAACUAUUUGGAGUUAUAAAUCAUUAUGGAGAACUUUAAGAAGGCCAUUACAAUUCUUUCAUUAAAAAUUUAGAAGAUUAAAAAUGGUACUGCUAUGAUGAUUCUCAAGUCACAGAAAUGCAAUUGCAAGACAUAGUGACUGAAAAUGCAUAUGUCUUAUGUUAUGAAAGAUAGAAUUGA